Messenger RNA from Eriocheir sinensis (Chinese mitten crab), 2381 nucleotides. Its product is annotated as dnaJ homolog subfamily C member 3-like. The record is from RefSeq and is a predicted model, not a curated record. NCBI's taxonomy places the organism in Eukaryota, Metazoa, Arthropoda, Malacostraca, Decapoda, Varunidae. Gene Ontology annotation, biological process: protein folding in endoplasmic reticulum. The coding region runs from base 90 to 1592 and encodes 500 amino acids. Gene Ontology annotation, molecular function: protein-folding chaperone binding; misfolded protein binding. Gene Ontology annotation, cellular component: endoplasmic reticulum. The transcript is spliced from 10 exons.
CGUCAGCUGAACCCGGACCGUAUGAUCUUGGUGUUUGUUGUUGUCCUCCGUCUAUAGGGCAGAGGGACAGCGGCGCCGCGGAGGUUAAAAUGACGAUAUUUGGUUCUCUCCAUCGCACUAUAUACUCCCUCUGGUUAUUCUUCGCCUCCCUGGACCUGCGGCUAUCUGAGGUUGAAUGUACCAGUGCAGCAGAAAUUGACAGACAUCUGGAGAUGGGCGUGCAGAUGCUGGCCAAGGGACAGCUGCAUGAUGCUCUCUCUCACUUCCAUGCUGCCAUAGAUGGUGACCCCAACAAUUACAUGAGCUACUAUCGGCGUGCUACAGUCUACUUGGCCUUGGGGCGCUCCCGGCCUGGACUACAGGACCUGGAUGAGGUGAUCCGGCUCAAGCCUGACUUCACAGCAGCACGGGCCCAGCGAGGUGGAGUGCUAGUCAAGCUGGGGCGCCUGGAGGAAGCUCACAUGGACCUGGAGAAUGUGCUGAGGAAAGAGCCAGCGCAUGAAGAGGCCAACCGACUGUAUGUGAUGAUUGAGCCCCUGAAACGUGAGAUAUUAGAGGCUUUCUCUAAUGUCAGGAUGGGACGCCACCACCAGGCCAUCUUGCUGCUCAAGAACAUAAUUGAGAGGUGCCCGUGGGAUGCUUCUCUCCGAGAGUUGCGGGUAGAGGCCUACCAAGCAGUGGGAGACAUUAUGAAUGCCAUCGCUGAUGUGCGAGUUACCACCAAGUUAGUGCAGGACAACACUCAUGGCUACCUGAGGCUGGCACGUCUCUACUAUUCUAUUGGGGAUGUGGAACAGUCUCUCAGUGAGAUCCGGGAGUGUCUUAAACUGGACCCUGACCACAAGGAAUGCUUCCAGUUAUACAAGAAGGUUAAAAAGGUGAAUAAGUUCAACAGUGAUGCUCAGGAACACAUGAAUAACAAGGAAUAUGAAGAAUGUAUUGCAUCAGCCAAGAAGAUUGUGAGGGAAGAGCCAGAGGAGCAGGAAGUACAUUUCUUGGCCUUUGAUAAACUAUGUCAGUGCAACACCCAUGUAUCACCCACUGAGGCGGUGACUUUCUGCCAGAAGGCGCUCAACAUUAAGGAGGAGCCAAGGCUGUACUGUGAAAUGGCAGAUGCUAACAUUGCCAAUGAAAUGUUUGAUGAAGCUGUGAGGUACUUCCAGAAGGCUCUAGAUAUUGAUGAAAGUCUACAGAGGGCAAAAGAAGGUCUAGAAAGAGCACAAAAGCUGAAGAAGCAAGCGGGUAAACGUGACUACUACAAGAUUUUAGGAGUCAGAAGGACGGCCAACAAGAAGGAAAUCACCAAAGCAUACAGGUCACUAGCCCAGAAAUGGCAUCCUGAUCACUACAGUGGAGAAGAGAAGAAAAAGGCAGAAAAAAUGUUCAUUGAUAUUGCUGCAGCCAAGGAAGUUCUAACAGAUGAGGAGAUGCGUGCUAAGUUUGACAAUGGCGAGGACCCGCUGGAUCCUGAGCAGCAGCAAGGUGGACCUGGAGGCCACGGCUUCAACCCAUUCCAGCACUUCCACUUCCACCACGGGGGCUUUCAUGGUGGUGGCUUUCAGGGAGGGGGAUUCAAAUUCCACUUCAACUAGGGCUUUUCAUAGUGUUUACAUGAACUUGUAUUUAUUGAGUGUGCAUGGAAGUGUGAGAUAAAGUGAAUGAUUUGACAGUAUUUGUUUUCUUUUGACAUUUUAGUAUGAUGAUGAUGAUGAUGAUGAUGAUGUAUAUAUAUUUUGGCAGAAAAUUGCAAGUUCUCUCAUUCUACACCAGCAUCAUGUCAUGCAUUUUGAAGUCAUUGUAAAUCAGGGAUCAUCUUUAGACUGCCAUCUUUAUGAUUGACACUCAGUGCCUUGCAGAUCAAUCACUUACCUUUCAUGAGUUUUUUUCCAGUAAAUGAGGCAUUAAUUUCUUUACCUCUUAGAAGCUACAGUUUUUUCCCUGGAAAUCAUCUGAAAUGGCUAUGCUCAAACAGUGUGUCCUGAGGUGCUUCAUUACCCUAAGAAACAUGUCACUCCUUCAGAAGCAGUGGACUGUCAUCUGGCCUGUAUCUCAAGUUUAAUUCACAUUGACCAUUCAAAAGCAUCCUUGUUUCUUUUUUUAUGCGAGUCAUUAAUGUAAAUGUGCUGCUGUGCCCCGCCUGUGUGUCAUCCUGCCAGGUUGGCUUGGGACGUGGUGGACAGCACCUCAGUGGAGUGCAUGUGAAUCAUGCAAUUUGUGAUACUCAAUUUACUAUAAUUUAAGGCAUGUAUAUGAAAAGCUGAAGGUUAUUAUUGAUCUCCUCCUUUCUUUUUACUUCUUUGUUAAACUGCUAACUCUGAAUAUUCUUCAUAGUUCAUGACUUACACUUGUUAUGUAAAUAAAAGGCACUCUAAAUACAUUAA